GUUUGUUAGUCUUUAGUUGUUGGCUUUCUUUCAAACUCUCUUCAUUGUUCAUCUUCAUAAAAGCAAACAUUUCUUGAAACCCCAUUUCAUGCUUUUGAAGAAGCCAUGGAAGGGACAAGAAAGAUCAUGAGAAGAUCAAUCUACAAUUUCCUUCAAAACUAUCAAAACUUCACCACAAUUGCUGCUCUAUUGGCCUUUCCUUUCUCUGUCUCAGUUUUGCUCUCACAAUCCUUUCUUGUUCCUUCAUCUUCUUCUUCAAUCCACAAUAGGCUAAGAGCUCUGUUUGAGGCUGCAGGGGUGCCAGAAUCUUCUCAACCCUUCAAAAUUCUGACUCUCAAGCUCUCUCAAACAAUCUCUUCUUCAAUCUUUACUCUCCCUUUUAGUCUCACUUUCUUUCUUGCCUCCAAAGCAUAUGUAAUUCAUACUCUUCAUCAAAAUAAAUCAACAUUUCUUCUCUGCAAACCUCUCUUUGUUACUUAUUUAUGCAGCUUGUUUAUUGUCCUCUCCGCGAAUGCAACCGCGUUGUCGAUCUUCUUCUUGGGUUUCAAUCUUGUUCAAGAAACAUUGUUUUUUUCUCCCAAUUGGGUACUCAUAUUGUCUGCUACCGGGGCUGUAAUCUACUCGGUGAUUCUUGCGAACGCGGUGGUGGUUUGUAACUUGGCGUUGGUUUUGUCAGGCAUUGAAGGGUGUGGAGGAUGGAUUGCAAUUCUCAAAGCUUUGGUUUUGAUGAGAGGGAGAACAUCAACUGCACUCUCUCUUGCAGUUCCUGUGAGUAUAGUUCUCGCAGGGAUCGAGGCAUUGUUUCAAUACAGAUUAGUGAGGGGAGGUGAUAGAAGUUAUGGACAUUCUUCCACUCCUGCCAUGGCCAUGGAGGGGAUGUUGAUUGCUUACUUGUACUCAAUUUUUCUGGUUCUUGAUACUGUUGUCAAUUGUAUGUUCUUCAAGAGCUGUAUGAGGGCGGUGGAACGAGAAGCUAUGAACUCUUGCCAGAAUAGUGUCGUAGAGGAGGAGGAGAGUUAUUUUCUUAUAAGCUUGAAAUCAGUGGAGGAGAUUCCAUGAAUGAACAAAUGAAUAGAUGUGAUCCUUUUUUCUUCCACUUCAAAGCAUACAAAGUAAACUUCUUUUUCUAGAUUUGCUUUUGUUAAUAGAGGGAAAACCUCAGGAGAAGCAAAAGAGAUACAACAAUUUCUCUGUUACAGCUCCAUUUUCAUCUUCUUAUUUAGGGUUGUAUAUAGAUUGUUUCAUGGAUUGGGAUAUACAAUCAAGAUGGAAAUGGGAAAAAAAGAGAGGCUACAGCAGUGUGUGAAAUGAUGAGUUUUAUAGGCUUGGGACCAAGAAUAAAAGCUUCUCUGUUCCCUUCUCUUGCUUUUCAUUA
This is a messenger RNA of Tripterygium wilfordii, 1375 nucleotides long. RefSeq lists its product as uncharacterized. Bases 106 to 1059 code for a protein of 317 amino acids. NCBI's taxonomy places the organism in Eukaryota, Viridiplantae, Streptophyta, Magnoliopsida, Celastrales, Celastraceae. The record is from RefSeq and is a predicted model, not a curated record. The transcript has a single exon.